CAUCAGCAGCGACACGCCUGUAUCGUUCACACGAAAUAUGUCGUUUUAAGCUUUUGUCUAGGGUUUUUACAUUCAUAUAUACAGAUAACUUCAUUUUAAAUAAAUACGCAGUAUCGCAGCGCGUCGCCGCUUCAACGCUCCACAUUUGUGUUAAUUUACGAAAUAUGUCGCCCGUAUAAAGUCUAUAUAACAUUUAUUAAACAUUAAGUAAAACUGAUUGUUGCGUAACACGUUAAUAAAUCUCCAAUAAUUUUAACGCGUAUAAUAAUAUGUUCAUUAUGUGAAGUUCAUAUAUUUUAUAGACCACGUGCAUAACACUUUAUAUACAUUAUAUAAGUGUUUUAAAUGAAAGUGAUGUACGGUGUGUGUGUAGUGUUGUUACUUGUCGGCUGCGCGUGCGCAAGUCAGUCGACAGUAACAGUUUUGCAGUUACAAUUAACCUACAAUGAAAUACACACGCUGUCCAUCAAUAACACUAUUGAGUAUAUAUUGGAAUUUACGCCGCCGCAGCCGUUGCCACUAGCGGCCCCCAGCCUGGUGUGGGUGCAGAGCGUGGGCGCCGACACCGCGCACCCCGUGCUCGUCACCGCGCGCCAGAGAGCCGGCGCAGUAACAUGGCAGAUUCCGUACGAAUCAGACGCGCACACUCUGUACGAGUUGGAGCGCACGUUAUGUCCAGACGACACCGCAGACGGUGGCAGCGACAGCUGCGAGGGCCAAACUCGCACCGCUUUCUCGCUGCACAUAUCGUCGGCGUGCGCGGCGCCGACCUCCCUGCGCGUGCGUGUGUCGCAGCCGUUCGUGUGGGACCUGCCCUUCGCGCGGGCCGUCACCGUCAGUGCCACUCAGUCAAUGCCUCGUGUGACGCACUACCGAUUCAUCGAGGGACAGACCAGCGUGCGGCUAAUAGUCUCCUCCGAAAACGAGGUGUGCGCCACUCUCUCCGUGCAAAACUACUCGUGCCCGAUCGCUCAGACGGUGACGGACGUGUCGACGAGCGGGCUGCGGUUGACAAUGAUGCGCUCGGGCGCUGUGCAACUCUCCAGGAGCGAGUACCCGCUCGGGUUCUACGUGGUGGCGCUGGUGCUGCCGUCGGAGCAGGCGUGCGGCGGCGCGGCGGCGGGCGAGCGCGACUGGCUGUGGGCCGCCGCGCUGCUCGGCGCCGACGCCGCGCGCGCGCGCUCGCUCGCCCGCCACAAGGCCUUCACCAUCUCCGUGGAGGCGGCAUUAACUCGCGAACAGUACGCGGUGGCCGCGGUGGUGACGCUGUUUCUGUUCCUCGCGUUCUACGUGAUAUUCGGUGCGCUCGUGUUGGCGCAGCGCUGGCCGCCCUUCGCCAAGUACGUGCUUCCUAAGGCCGUGCUUGCUUCGCAGACCGAUGCUAUUGACGCUAGCGCCGCAGAGCAAGCCCUGGAUGGACAAUCCGAAAUCAGAUCUGAAGGGACGACUCCCGCUCGCCUUCGCCGUCGCGGAUCCGAUGUGACGUUCGACAGCAGCGACAACAGCGACUCGGACGAUUCCAGCGCACCCGCAGCACUUCCCGCAUCCAGCACGCCCGUCGGAACACCUGCUGGCGCUAACCAAAAUUCCAGCAACGAAAACCGUACCAGUACUUCACCCGCUAGCGCCAGCCAGGUCCCCGCCAACGAGAGCGCAGUCACGCCGCCCGCAGCUACCGGCCGGACCGAUGUGGACGGCGCCCAAUCCGCCGCGACGCCUAAUGGGCGAACCGACGGGACUGAAAUACAAGGCCCGUUCGGGCUGCCGGCGCGCCUGCGGCUGGCGGCGCUGGCGCGGCGCGGCGGCCGCACGCUGCGCGCGCGCUCCGACCGCUACCUGUACACGCUGUACACCGUCGCCGUCUUCUACGCGCUGCCCGUCGUGCAGUUCGUCAUCGCCUUCCAGAUCAUCCUGAACGUGUCGGGCUCGCUGGACAUCUGCUACUACAACUUCCUGUGCGCGCACCGCGCGGGCGCGCUCAGCGACUUCAACCACGUGCUGUCCAACCUGGGGUACUUGCUGCUGGGCGCGCUGUUCCUGCUGCAAGUGCGCCGCCGACGACUGCGCCGCAAGCGACAGCCUCGACACCAGGAUUACGGCAUUCCGGCGCACUACGGGCUGCUGUCGGCACUGGGUGCAGGUAUGAUGGUGGUGGCCGUGCUCUCAGCCAGCUACCACGUUUGCCCCAACAGGCUCAACUUCCAGUUUGACACGGCGUUCAUGUACGUGCUGGCGGUGCUGAUCAUGGUGAAGAUCUACCAGUCGCGGCACCCGGACGUCAACGCGCGCGCGCACGCGACCUUCGGCGUGCUCGCCGUGCUCAUCGCUUUGGUGGUGUGGGGCGUGCUGGACGGCGGGCCGCUGUUCUGGGGCGUGUUCACGGUGUUCCACGUGUUCACCUUCCUGCUACUCUCGCUGCGCAUCUACUACGUGGGACAGUUUCGCCUCGAGAAGGAAAGCCUUGCACAAGCGGCGAGCGAACUGCGCAAGGGUUCUCGGCCGUUGUACCGCGCGCGCCUGGUGCUGCUGCUGGUGGCCAACGCGCUCAAUUGGAUGCUCGCUAUCUUCGGACUGCUAAAGCAGGGCAGCGACUUCGCCGGCCACAUGCUGCAGGUGCUACUGGGCAACGCGCUCAUGUACAUGGUGUUCUACCUGGCCAUGAAGCUGGUGCACGGCGAGCGGCUGCGCUGGUACGCGUGGGCGCUGCUGGCGGCGGCGGCGGCGGCGUGGGCGCCCGCGCUGUACUUCUUCCUGUCGGGCUCCACCGACUGGUCGGCCGCGCCCGCGCUGUCGCGCCACCGGAACCACGAGUGCAUGGUGAUGCAAUUCUACGAUUCCCACGAUCUGUGGCAUAUGCUGUCAGCGGUGGCUCUCUAUCUGUCCUUCAGCGCUCUACUCACGUGGGACGAUGGCCUCUCUGCAGUCAAAAGAACCGAUAUACCAGUUUUUUAAUGAGUCAAAUAGUAAUAAACCAUUU
Messenger RNA from Nymphalis io (European peacock), 2977 nucleotides. It is a transcript of the gene Sir-3, whose product is annotated as SID1 transmembrane family member 1-like. The record is from RefSeq and is a predicted model, not a curated record. Gene Ontology annotation, cellular component: membrane. NCBI's taxonomy places the organism in Eukaryota, Metazoa, Arthropoda, Insecta, Lepidoptera, Nymphalidae. The coding region runs from base 346 to 2952 and encodes 868 amino acids. The transcript is spliced from 19 exons.